GCGCUUCUCCCCCUCCUUGGGCUACAGGCAUCUAUCUAUCGCCAACUUCUACAUCCGAUCCAACCCCCCCGUCUCAGGAUGUCUCUGGCUGUGAUUCAAAACCCGCUGGCUCCUCCGUCAGCUGCAGAGGCACUCGUCUUCUUCUAUUCCACUCCUAAAGAAAAUGUUGUUAAUCUCGGUGUGCGUCGUCCGACGUUGUUGAGCGAUGCGGAAGCCUCUCCUUACAGGGACUACAAUACUGAGACUCAUGUGGACGUCGUACCUAGCGCGGGCCUUGAGAUUGCAUUCUACAAUGGCGCACCUCGAGUGUUUGGUUUCACAAAAGCUGAGCCCGAUGACGAAUAUGAUGAAGAACCCGGUAGUGGUGAAGCUGAAGAGUCCGAAAAGCCAACUACUUAUAGGCGCCUCACUCAGCUGAGCCCUACCGUGACUCCAAUUGACGCCCAUAACUCAAACUCGGUGGCCAUCUUCACAAACGCACUUACAUCUGUCUAUGACAGAAAGAAUGCAUACCUCUUUGCCAUAAGACUCAUAGAUGGUAAAGAUGAGGAAGUGGAUUUGGUUUAUUAUACUUUGACCGCCACAAAUGCCUAUGCCAAGGUCUAUCCUCUGACAGCUCGGUGGGAUACUCAAUUGGCCGCAAUUAUUACACCCACUGGCGAACAUCGAUUCUUCUAUCAACCCGAUACAAAUACCAUUAGAUACAGAGAUGUUGAAGGAGACGACUUCAAUGACGUUCCUGGUGUGGAGGCUUGGGAAAAUACCCCAAUUGCCGUGACCCACGCGCAUACUGAAGCCAAUGGGAACCCCAAAUACCUCUAUCUCUACUAUGUGGCACAGAAAAACAAUCGCGUUCAUCGGACGAGAUACGAGUAUGAGAAAAAGGUGGAAAAAGAAGCGGAUAAGUGGGAUAAGGCGCCACUCCAGCUGGAUACCAGAGAAAUCAAAGAGCCUUGGAGGUGGAUCAAGGUGAUUCCAUAUGAUGACGAGAAGAAUGUUGCUUUCUUCUUCGAUCACGAAAACACCCUCUACAAACUCGAGGACUAUCUCUCCAAUGCUCCCGCUCGUGUGGUGCCUGUGAAGCCGGAUAACUAAAUAGCUUGCUUUCUCUGCUUUGGUCUGUA
Molecule: messenger RNA, 1124 nt
Organism: Aspergillus caelatus
Lineage: Eukaryota; Fungi; Ascomycota; Eurotiomycetes; Eurotiales; Aspergillaceae
Exons: 4
Coding region: 79-1095 (338 amino acids)
Source: RefSeq, a predicted model, not a curated record